Messenger RNA from Polychytrium aggregatum, 954 nucleotides. RefSeq lists its product as uncharacterized. The transcript has 4 exons. The record is from RefSeq and is a predicted model, not a curated record. The coding region runs from base 1 to 954 and encodes 317 amino acids. Gene Ontology annotation, cellular component: nucleus; ribonucleoprotein complex; cytoplasmic stress granule. NCBI's taxonomy places the organism in Eukaryota, Fungi, Chytridiomycota, Chytridiomycetes, Polychytriales. Gene Ontology annotation, molecular function: poly(U) RNA binding; mRNA 3'-UTR binding; poly(A) binding.
AUGUCGAGACCACGCUCAGACUCUGUUGAUUCCAACGCCAGCGUUGACGAGUUUGGCAGAGCCAAAAGAAAGUCGUCGGGCGGCCCGCGGCGCAGCGAAGACGCCGGUGCGGGCGAAUCGGCCCGCCGCCCGCCCCACUCGGACUCCGAGAACAGCUCGGACGAGUCCCGGUCGCACUCCCGGUUCCGCAACCAUCGCCAAGAGGACGACGGCUCGUACUCGCGACGUCGGAGUCGCAGCCCGGGCUCGUCUCGCUCGGGAUACCGGUCGAGCGACCGCCGUUCGCGGAGCCCGAGCUAUCGCUUACCGAGGAGCAGCGGCUCGCUAUCGUCAUACAAGUCGAGCUCGAACCGCAACGAUCGAUACCGGUCGUCCUACUCGUCGUCGUCAUCGCGCCCUGGCGGAUAUCGAUACAGAAACGACCCGGCUCCAUCCUAUCGAGGAGAUCGUGAGGGCAAGAAAUACUGGGAGGCCUCGACCUAUCUCGAGACCGAGUUUUAUCAGAACACCAUUUACCUCGGCGAUCUACCAGCAAACACCGACGAGGAACAAGUCCGAACGAUAUUUUCCAAAGUUGGGAUCGUCAAGGAGGUUCGCCUGUUUACGGGCAAGAGCUAUGGUUUCGUCACGUACGAGACAGGACAGUCGGUCAUCGAUGCCAUUCGAGAGUUUGACAACACAUCCAUCGCCGGACCUGAAACCAACCCGAUACGGGUGGGACGGGCAAAGAUUCCCGAGCGAAACCGAAACGGCCUGGGUAACCAGCCCUGGUACGAUGUCGAUGCUGUCUAUAGUGGCCGCGUGCCCGAGGAACCAUACCAAGACGAUGCCCAGAACAUUGAAGACGACGACGAUGCAAGAGCCUCGACAAAGAACGAGGACACUGAUGAGAGCGAUCCGUUUGCGAUUGCCCUGAAAGCAUACCAGGAUCUCAGCCACGGCCAUCGGCGGUAG